AUGCCGACAAGAUCUCAAUAUUUCGGUCGUGUUUUCUGUUUUGUUUCGUUUAUUGUAGCAGCCAAUUCGGCGUCUUCAUUCGCGGAUUCUGAAAUUCCCGGAUGUCCAAAUCUUGAUCUACUCGACAAGGCGACUGAUAUUACGCCUGAAUCGUUAAAUAAGCUUUUACUAUGUUUCUGCAAGGUCAUCGAUAGAGAGAAAGUCGCCGUGCAAUGUCUUUAUGGAAGCACAAUAGCUCAAUUGGAAAAAGUCGGCGGUCUCGUUGCAAAAGUCAACAAAACAAUACAACAAAUCAGCGUUCAACACAUGGAAUUCCCCGAAGAUGGCUUAAAAGCCGAGUUGUUCCAUCAAAUUGCGCCCGAAAUUAAAAGCUUGGAGAUUCGAGAAUGUUCUGGAGGAUCUGCCCUGAAAAUAGAUCCAAAAACGUUUGCACAACUUGAUGACAAGCUUGUAAACCUAACCAUUCAUGGCUGCAAUUUAGAAGAGGUUCCCCAGGCGAUCGAAACCCUUGCCAACCUUGAACUUCUUGAUUUGACCGAGAACAAACUCUAUAACUUGACCAAGUCUCCUUUUAGCAACAAACAAAAGCUUAAAUAUCUGGACAUCUCAAGCAAUUUUAUCAACUCGAUUGAUGAAGGAACCUUUGCGCCGUUGCAAUCGCUUCAAACGAUAAUUAUCGGCGAUCACAAUUAUAUGAACGAAUCUGUUUUGGAAGAACUGUCAAAUUUGAAAUCGUUAACGAGCUUGGAUCUUUCUCGGGCAGAUGGAAUAUUCUCGGUGCCAACCGAUUUUCUUUCAAAUCUUCCUCAAUUGAAAACGCUCAAGCUAGGCGGAUGUAGCAUAGAGGCUAUCGAUGCUGGAGCCUUUAAUGCUUUAACAAACUUGGAAGAGCUCGAUCUACGCGUCAAUCUCAUCACCAACGUCUCAGCUUUUGCUUUCGAUGGUUUAAAAAAGCUGAAAAGAAUUUCGCUAGCUGGAAAUUAUAUCAAAAGAGUCGAGGCACUGACGUGGGAUGGCCUUGACUCAUUGGAGGAACUUGACUUGGGCUGGAACGAGCUCAAAGAAAUGCCCAAUGACACUUUCAAUAGCUUGAAUAAAACGUUGACGAAGCUAAAUCUACGACACAAUUGGCUAGCUACGGUGGAGAAUAUCACCAAUCUAGCGAAGCUGCGGGAAAUAAACUUGAGCGAAUCCGAGUAUAUUUUUGAAUUGGGUAAAAACUCAUUCAAAAACCUACCCAUGUUAGAAAUACUUGACCUUUCCAACUCAAAUCUCUCUCAAAUUGACCCGGAAGCUUUUGAAAACGUCAAGGGAUCACUACGCAAGUUACAACUUCAAAAGUCUAAAAUCAAAGUCAUACCGGAAACCAUCUUAACUUCACUACCAUCUUUGGAAGAAAUCGAUGUCUCUGGAAAUCCCCUGAUAUGCGAUGAUCGAAUGGGAAACUUCAUAAAAACAACAAAGGCAAUCUAUAAAGAUGCGGCAAAGAUGGGCCGGAAUUUCUUCUUACAGAAUCAAAAUGAGACGACCUGUGACAGACCUUAUUCAAUGAAAGAUCAAAUAGUUUUCGAAGUGGAUGAAAGCAAUCUCUCUCAUUAUGACCCGCUUCUUGAUACAACUACAGCUAAACCAGAAAUAACCACCACCCCAGACAACAGCACUGUUGAAGAAACUCCUUCAAAAAUUGUACUGCCAGAUUUAUUUGUCGGCGGUGAAUCAAAUGACACAUUUUUCAAAGUCGAUGCCCCUAGACCAGCGUAUGAUGUCACAAAGGCCGAUGAUAUUGCCCUUGACUCAUUGGAGACAAAGGAAGGUGGUGGAAUCGGAAUCAUUUUGGCGUUGGGUGGAAUAGCUUUAACCAGUAUUCUUGCACUUGUAGCCGUUUUCGCCUACAUGAAAAAAAAGCGCCAAAUCGGGGUCUCUGAUGGGAAAGUGAAGAAAAUCGAGGACGGAAUGGUGGAGAUUGAACUAAAUAGCAAUCAGGGUAGCGUCAAAAGAUCAAAUCACCCAAGGAGGGAACCUCCACUUCCAACAAAUCAUCACAAUCGACCAAGACAGAAUUCGGCAAACUUUUCAACAAAUCACCAAAGA
Molecule: messenger RNA, 2091 nt
Organism: Mesorhabditis belari
Lineage: Eukaryota; Metazoa; Nematoda; Chromadorea; Rhabditida; Rhabditidae
Source: the annotation of a GenBank genome assembly